AUGACACCCAGAAAGAAGUUACAGGGUCUUGUAGCUGCUACAGUCACUCCAAUGACUCCUGAUGGACAAAUUAACCUUUCGGUGAUUCACCAGUACGUGGAUUAUCUGGUAAGCGAGCAGAACGUGAAGAAUGUUUUUGUGAAUGGCACAACAGGAGAAGGACUGUCCCUUAGCAUCCAGGAGAGGAAGCAGUUGGCAGAGGAAUGGAUAUGCCAAGGAAAAGACAAAUUGGAUCAUGUGAUCAUUCAUGUUGGAGCACUGAGUCUGCCAGAGUCUCAAGAGCUGGCAAGACAUGCAGCAGCCAUAGAUGCUAGUGGUAUUGCUGUAAUAGUCCCCUUCUUCUUCAAACCCACAAACAAAGACGAGCUGAUUGCUUUCUUACAGAAGGUUGCAUCUGAAGCCCCUGCAGUUCCAUUUUAUUACUAUCAUAUUCCUCAUCUGACGGGUGUGAAGAUUCAUGUUGAAGAGUUGCUGGAUGGAAUAAAAGAGCGGAUCCCCACGUUCCAGGGUGUGAAGUUCAGUGACACGGACCUCUUGGACCUUGCACAGUGUAUAAACAAGAAUGAGAGUGAACAGUUUGCAUUUCUUUAUGGGGUGGAUGAGCAACUGUUGAGUGCACUGGCAGUAGGGGCAAACGGAGCAGUUGGAAGUACAUACAACUAUUUGGGACGAAAAAACAAUCAGAUGUUGCAAGCCUUUGCAAAGCCAGACCUUGCAUUAGCACGGAAAUACCAGUUUCUCACUGGGGAAUUUCUCAACUUUGUCAUCAAACUAGGUUUUGGUGUUGCACAGACUAAAGCUGUAAUGACUUUUGUUUCUGGCAUUCCCAUGGGACCUCCACGGCUUCCACUUGUCGAUGCCUCUGAGGAGUUCAUCAUCAAGGCCAAAGCCAAGCUGGAUAGCAUUGUGUGGCCUGAGGGUGACUGAUACUCAGUUCCAUGUCGAUCUGGAAGUGGAGGCUCCUUUUCUGGGAUUCACUGUCACGUGGUACAUUGCCCACGUGAU
Nestor notabilis (Kea) is the source of this 1005-nucleotide messenger RNA. It is a transcript of the gene NPL, whose product is annotated as N-acetylneuraminate pyruvate lyase (dihydrodipicolinate synthase). Gene Ontology annotation, molecular function: 4-hydroxy-tetrahydrodipicolinate synthase activity; N-acetylneuraminate lyase activity. The record is from RefSeq and is a predicted model, not a curated record. The transcript is spliced from 11 exons. Bases 1 to 927 code for a protein of 308 amino acids. NCBI's taxonomy places the organism in Eukaryota, Metazoa, Chordata, Aves, Psittaciformes, Psittacidae. Gene Ontology annotation, biological process: N-acetylneuraminate catabolic process.